GAAGGUCGGAAGACAAACCUUCCCAACGUGUUUAUCCAUCUACAGUACUACUCUCUGAUCAAUCUCAUUCCCCCUGAGAGACGGAUAUAAUAAAACCCAGAUACGAUGCGGUUGUUAAGUGGAGCGGUGUUGCGGGCCACGAUGAGACACCGCUGUCGCUACUUUUCUGUGGCACAAAACAACUGGAACGCCAGAAAAGGUCUGGUACUCGGCGUUUACGAGAGUGAGGAGGAGGACGACUCUCUCCAUCUAACUGAAUCAGCAGCUGGUGUCAACAGAGUUCUGUCUGGUAAACUGACUGAGCUGCUAAAGAUAUCAGGACCAGGUCUGAAGAAAGGGAAGAGCAGAAUAUUCUACGGUCUUCAUGAGGACUUCCCAUGCAUAGCAGUAGUCGGUCUAGGGAGGAACUCUCUGGGUGUGUGUGGAACAGAAUACUGGGACACCUGUAAGGAGAACAUCAGGGCUGCUAUAGCAGGAGGCUGCAGGGUUCUCCAGAACCAUGUGUUGACCCAUAUAGAGGUGGAUGGGUGUAAUGACAGCCAGUCAGCAGCAGAGGGAGCUGUUCUUGGGCUGUUUACUUACGAUGACCUGAAAACCAAGAAGAAGACCAGAGUCACCACACAGCUGCAUGGCAGUGGAUGUGUGUCUGGCUGGGAGAAGGGCGUGUUGUACGGAGAGGGGCAGAACCUGGCCCGUUACCUGAUGGAAGCUCCAGCCAAUCAUGUCACUCCGUCAGUUUUCGCUGACACCAUCACAAACAGACUGGCUCCCUACGCUGACCACGUCAUCGUCCAUAAGAGGUCUCAAGAGUGGAUAGAGGAGCAGCAGAUGGGAGCGUUCCUCAGUGUUUCUAAAGGCUCAGAGGAACCGCCUGUCUUCCUGGAGCUACACUACAACGGUUGUCCUGACAACGCACAGUGUCCUCUACUGCUGGUGGGCAAGGGCAUCACCUUUGACAGUGGUGGGAUCAGUCUAAAGCCUCCGUCAGGUAUGGACGCGAUGAGGGCUGAUAUGGGAGGAGCCGCCACGGUGUGUUCCGCCAUCAUCACGGCAGCAGCCCUCAACCUGCCAAUCAACAUCAUAGGUCUAGCACCUCUCUGUGAGAACAUGCCCAGUGGGAAAGCCAACAAGCCUGGAGAUGUCGUCACUGCCAAGAACGGCAAAACCAUACAGGUGGACAACACGGACGCUGAGGGACGGUUGAUCCUAGCAGAUGCUCUCUGUUACGCUCACAGCUUCAACCCCAGGGCCAUCGUCAACGCUGCUACCCUCACUGGAGCGAUGGAUGUUGCUCUGGGUUCAGCAGCGACAGGAGUCUUCACCAACUCUGACUGGCUCUGGGAACAGCUUCACAAGGCCAGUGUGGUAACAGGAGACAGGGUAUGGAGGGUUACAUACACACUGUGGUGUCUCUGUGUGUUAGGCCAGUGUGGUAACAGGAGACAGGGUAUGGAGGGUUACAUACACACUGUGGUGUCUCUGUGUGUUAGGAGACAGGGUAUGGAGGGUUAUAUACACACUGUGGUGUCUCUGUGUGUGUUAGGCCAGUGUGGUAACAGGAGACAGGGUAUGGAGGGUUAUAUAAACACUGUGGUGUCUCUCUGUGUUAGGCCAGUGUGGUAACAGGAGACAGGGUAUGGAGGGUUAUAUACACACUGUGGUGUGUCUCUCUGUGUGUUAGGCCAGUGUGGUAACAGGAGACAGGGUAUGGAGGGUUAUAUACACACUGUGGUGUCUCUCUGUGUUAGGAGACAGGGUAUGGAGGGUUAUAUAAACACUGUGGUGUGUCUCUCUGUGUGUUAGGCCAGUGUGGUAACAGGAGACAGGGUAUGGAGGGUUAUAUACACACUGUGGUGUCUCUCUGUGUUAGGAGACAGGGUAUGGAGGGUUAUAUAAACACUGUGGUGUGUCUCUCUGUGUUAGGCCAGUGUGGUAACAGGAGACAGGGUAUGGAGGGUUAUAUACACACUGUGGUGUCUCUCUGUGUUAGGAGACAGGGUAUGGAGGGUUAUAUAAACACUGUGGUGUGUCUCUCUGUGUGUUAGGCCAGUGUGGUAACAGGAGACAGGGUAUGGAGGGUUAUAUACACACUGUGGUGUCUCUCUGUGUUAGGAGACAGGGUAUGGAGGGUUAUAUAAACACUGUGGUGUGUCUCUCUGUGUUAGGCCAGUGUGGUAACAGGAGACAGGGUAUGGAGGGUUAUAUACACACUGUGGUGUGUCUCUCUGUGUGUUAGGCCAGUGUGGUAACAGGAGACAGGGUAUGGAGGGUUAUAUACACACUGUGGUGUGUCUCUCUGUGUUAGGCCAGUGUGGUAACAGGAGACAGGGUAUGGAGGGUUAUAUAAACACUGUGGUGUCUCUCUGUGUUAGGCCAGUGUGGUAACAGGAGACAGGGUAUGGAGGGUUAUAUAAACA
Molecule: messenger RNA, 2417 nt
Organism: Oncorhynchus kisutch (coho salmon)
Lineage: Eukaryota; Metazoa; Chordata; Actinopteri; Salmoniformes; Salmonidae
Product: cytosol aminopeptidase
Exons: 13
Coding region: 106-1623 (505 amino acids)
Biological process (GO): proteolysis
Cellular component (GO): cytoplasm
Molecular function (GO): manganese ion binding; metalloaminopeptidase activity
Source: RefSeq, a predicted model, not a curated record